This is a messenger RNA of Stegostoma tigrinum, 2772 nucleotides long. RefSeq names its product nitric oxide synthase 1-like. The record is from RefSeq and is a predicted model, not a curated record. The transcript is spliced from 3 exons. Gene Ontology annotation, molecular function: nitric-oxide synthase activity. NCBI's taxonomy places the organism in Eukaryota, Metazoa, Chordata, Chondrichthyes, Orectolobiformes, Stegostomatidae. Bases 18 to 452 code for a protein of 144 amino acids. Gene Ontology annotation, biological process: nitric oxide biosynthetic process.
AGUUGAAAUCAUGUGAGAUGAGCCUGAUCUUUGGGUGUCGACACUCACAAAUGGAUCAUCUUUAUAAAGAGGAAAUGAUGGAAGCAAAGAACAAAGGAGUUUUCAAAGAAAUUUAUACUGCAUACUCACGAGAUCCGAACAGGAAAAAGGAAUAUGUACAGGAUAUCAUUCGCAAUCAGCUGCCCACUGAGCUCUUCCAACUGUUGAGUUCUUCAAAGGGACAUCUGUACGUUUGUGGUGAUGUUACAAUGGCUCAAGACGUUUCAAAAACUGUCCAAGAAUUGAUAGCCACACUGGGGGCAAUGAGUCUCAAUGACGCAGCAAGCUAUCUUACAAAGCUGAAGGAUGAGAAUCGUUACCACGAGGAUAUAUUUGGUCUAACGCUGAGAAUGCGAGAAGUCGCCACAAAAAUCAGAUCGACAUCUUUGAAUUAUUGGCAGGAAACCAAGUAAAUGCUUGGUUCUGAUGAAUGGGAGUAACUCUGCAGAAUUUAAGGUUACCCACAGAGUGUUUGAUGAUGCAAAUGAGGAAUGUCAUUUCCUGACUGAAAUACAGAAUGUCUGACAUUAUAAAUAGUCUUUCUCCUGGACGUCAUCUGAAAAUUAUAUAUCACCAUACUUCAAAGUGAACUCAAUAUAUUUUGGGUCUUUUAUAAAUUAAAUUUAUCACCAUUAUCAUUUCCCAAAUCCAGUUCCUUCUGCAAUUGAUAUAAACUGCAUCAGAGCAGUUUUGAUGAGCAAUUCUUCCUUUCAGCCUCCCCUCACUGCUGCCUCCUCCCCAACUUACAUCUUUUACACAAAAAAACUUAAGUCUAGUCCAUAUACCAAGAACUAAUGCAUGCAGCUUUUCCUUGUCUUUUCUGUAUGAAUCAAAUCUCCUUCACUCCACAGAGCAAGCCCAGAUUUUCCAAUAAUGCCAUGUCACUAUAAUCCGUUAUUCUGGGAACAUUCUGCUAAACCUCUGUUGCACUCUUCCCAUAUCAAGAUCCCUCGUAUCCUUCCUAAAGUGUCAAGACCAGAACCAGGCUCAAUGUUCUAGUUGUUGUUAAGCUAAAUCUUUGUAUAUGUUCAGUAUCGCGUCCCUGAUUUUGUGUCAAUAUCUCAAUUAAUGAAGCUCAGGAUCACUGGCAAAUUUUGAGAUCUUGCACUAUAUUCCCAGAUCCAGAUUAUUCAUGCUUGUGGAAAAAGUAAUCAGCACAGCAUUUACCCAGCAGAACUAGACUGCCUUCCACCCUCCUGUGAGGAAAACAGCCUCUCACCACAACUCACAGCUUCCUGUCAUUCAGCAUAUCUUUAAUCCAAAUUCAUACAUUUCUGAAGAAGGGUCCAGGCCCAAAACGUUAGCUUUCCUGCUCCUAUGAUGCUACUUGGCCUGCUGUGUUCAUCCAGCUCUACACCUUGUUAUCUCAUACUCUCACCUAUUUAACUGGCUAGUUACAUAAUUCUGCAUUGAUCACUUUUGAAAAUUCAUGCAGACAGCAUUCACCAUAUUCCCUUCAUCAACUUCCCUGGAACGUCAUUAAAAAGCUCUGUUCAUUUGUUAACAAUGACUAAUUGGCUCAGUGGUUAGCAUUGCCGCCUCAUAGCACCAGGGACCUGGGUUUGUUUCCACCCCAGGUGACUGUCUGUGUGGAGUUUGCAUAUGCUCCCCAUGUCUGUGGGUUUCCUCCCACAAUCCAAAGAUGUGUGGGUUAGGUGGAUUAGCCAUGCUAAACUGCCCGUAGUGUUCGGGGAUGUGUAGGUUAGGUGGGUUAUAGGGGGAUCAGUCUGGGUGCGAUGAUCUGAAGGUUAGUGUGGCCUUUUGGGCCAAAGGGCCUGUUUCCACACUAUAGGGAUUCUAUAAAAAAAAUCUUUUUACAGAUCCAAGCUGCCUCUCCUUAAUAAACUAAGUAACUCAAACCUCUCCAAGUGCCUGUGAUUUUAUCCCUGAGCAUUGUAUCUAAAACCUUAUUCACAACAGAUCUUAAAUGGUUCAUCCUGCAGUCACCCACAACUGUCCUUCGAUGUUUUUUCUUGGGUUGGGGCCACUCCCCUAUCCCCUGUAUCUACAGGAGAUAUCAACAAGCUCUUCCACUCCUUCCAAUUCGAUUCCUUCAGGAACGUGGAAUGUAAUCCCUGAGCAUUGCCAGCGUUUCCUUUUCUUCCUGUCUAUUAAUUGCCAACUCAUCUUCUACCUCUAUCAUUGCCAAUUCUGAAGAUAUUUUGUCCUUGCCUCAAGGUCAGAUUCUGAUCAUUUCAUCAUUAUCAUCUCCUAAAUUUCAUCUCCUAAAUUAUCAGCAUUUCUUCUCUUGCACUUCUCCAGUCAGUUCUGAUAUAGUGGCAUUUACCAUUAAACCAUACCUAUUUCAAUUUAGUUAACUUUGAGGAAUUUAGUUACCUCAGCUCAAUCUAGAUCCUAGGUUUUAGAUCUUAAGCCAGACCACAGAUGAAGCUCCCAUUUCUACACCUUUCCUAAUCACUCCCCCAUCUCACAAAUCUCAAUACUCAUAUAACUCCAAAUAAUGGAAAUGCUACCAGUUAUCAAUAACUAGAACUUUGACUACCAGUGGUUAAAGCUGUUGUGAGAGAAUCAUAGAAAACAUAAGAGGUCCUUCAGGCCAUCACAUCUGUACCUCCAAAAAUAUACUAUUACCUAUACUUAGUCCUACUUUGUCGUGUUACUUUAUCACAAGAUGUAAUUUCAAACAAUACAUACACACCAUCUUUCUGAAAAUGUUCAUGGAAUUCUGCUGGACUAACCUGCUUUCAAUGGAAUAAAUGUCUCUGAAGUGUG